Vidua macroura (Pin-tailed whydah) is the source of this 2270-nucleotide messenger RNA. RefSeq names its product arylamine N-acetyltransferase, pineal gland isozyme NAT-10. The coding region runs from base 93 to 965 and encodes 290 amino acids. Lineage: Eukaryota; Metazoa; Chordata; Aves; Passeriformes; Viduidae. The transcript is spliced from 2 exons. Gene Ontology annotation, molecular function: acetyltransferase activity. The record is from RefSeq and is a predicted model, not a curated record.
CCACUCCUGGCUUCACUGACUGCUGCCCCUGUAAUAAACCACCCAGAAACUGAAUACCUCAAUAAAUAAAAAGAGAUCUCAUAAGAGGUGAGAUGAACCUUGAAGAGUAUUUUGCAAGAACUGGCUAUAAAGGCUCCACUGAAAAACAAGAUUUGGAAACCUUAACCGAUAUAUUCCAGCAUCACAUCCGUGCUGUUCCCUUCGAAAACCUCAGCAUCCACUGCAGGGAGAAAAUUACUUUGGAGUUGGAGCACGUUUACAACAAGAUUGUGCAGAGGAAGCGGGGUGGCUGGUGCAUGGAAAACAACCAGCUGCUGGGCUGGGUGCUGAGGGGCCUGGGGUAUGAGACCAGCUUCCUGGGAGCGUACGUGUUCAACCCCCACCAGAACGCCUACGCCACCCUCAUGACCCACCUCGUGGUAAAGGUCGUCAUCGAUGGCAAAGCCUACAUCGUUGAUGGAGGCUUUGGGGUGUCCUACCAGAUGUGGCAGCCCAUGGAGCUCGUGUCAGGGAAAGACCAGCCCCAGGCUCCCGGCAUCUUCCGCUUCACGGAGAAAAACGGUGUCUGGUACCUGGAGAAAAUGAGGCGGAAACAAUACAUCCCCAAUCAGAGCUUCUCCAGCUCUGAUCUGCUGGAGAAAAAAGAGUGUCGCAAAGUUUAUAUGUUCAGCCUUGAGCCACGGACAGUGGAAGAUUUCCGCUUCCAGUGCGCAUACCUCCAGACCUCUCCAGAUUCCCUCUUCACAAAGAAGUCCAUCUGCACCCUCCAGACCACCGACGGAUUCCGAGCGCUAAUUGGCUGGACGCUCACUGAGACCACGUACAACUACAAGGAAAACAUGGAUCUGGUGGAAUUUGUAACUCUUGAGGAUGAAGAGGUGGAAAAAACCCUCAAAGAGAAAUUUAACAUCACCCUAGAGAGAAAACUUGUCCCCAUUAAUGUUAAAGGAUCUUACACAAUCUAGAUGGCCAGGAAAACCUACAGUAAUGCUAUGUGUGUACAGCAGCUUCCACUGCCUGUGCAAUCCCUACUGCAAGGUUAUGGGAUUCUUUUGCAGGUGACUGAAGGAUAUAUACAUUAGUAUGAGAUUAAUGUGAAUUUCACUUUGGGAAAAAUCAGGAAUUUAAGACUCUUGAGUCAGUUAGGUAAAAUUAUUUGCUGGGAGAUGACUGCUGUUCAAUUUUUGGCACAAAUGUAGGAUUUGAUUUGAAUCUGGUUAUAAGCUUGGGUAAGAAAUAUGUCUGGGGAGUUUUGGACUGCCUGUGGCACAUGAGUAUGGAUUAUUAAUUGUGAUAUCCUGCCAACACAUUUUCUAAGGUUAUUAUAGGGAGACAAGUAAUCUGUGAGCAUUUAGACAAUGAAGUACACAUUUAAAACUUCAUUUUUCACAAGAUCCAACUACUCACAGCUCAUCUCAUUCCUCUUCCUUUAAUGUGAGUAAAACAUUGUCAUCUUGGAAAGGAGCAUUAGGAGGCAUAAUUCUUUCACCAUCAUCCUUAGACAAACCAUAGUACAAAAUAAAAAUCAUCACCAUGUGCAUCCCUCCAGCCACUGCUGCAGUAAACUGCCCCAAGUAAUUUUUGGUAUGUAGCUAUUCUUCUGGUGAUGAAAAUUCUAUAUAUUGCAGUGUUAUUGUGGCUGAUGGGCUCUAAAGCCGUAACUACUAAGCUUUCUUUCUGAGAUAUAAUCAUCCUAUAAACUGUGACUGGUACUUAAAUGUCACAGCUGGCUUAGAUUUACUUUGUCCCAAAAGGGGUGGAAAUUCUGUACUUUUAGGACUGCAUUAUAUUUGUAUAUGAAGCUAAGCCCACUAUACCCUUAAUUUUGUUUUGCAAACAUGAGUGUCCAUAUGGCUGUCCUGAAUGGGUACCACUUAGCACAGGAGCUUUAGUGCCAUUAGUGUCUGUUCAUCUGUAUCAAAGUGAAAAAACAACCCAAGGAGCCAGCCAAAUCUAAAGGAAACCUUUUCUUUUUUCACAAUCUUGUUUCCCCAUUUUCCAGAAAAUGUUGUUCCUCCUACCAUGCUUCUCUGAAAAAGCCCGGCCAAGGAAACUACUAAGAAAGGGGAAACAUUCUUAAAUGCAUCAAAAAAAAUAGCAGAAACACUGAAAAACACUCUUCUCUCAGUCUGUAAUAAGCCUGAGUAUCAGUCAAAUGUUGAUUCCUCCCACUGAACAGUCUUUUUGCUCAAAGACAUCAUCUGAUCAUUAAUCUCACAAAUGCUGUAAGUGUAUACCUGAAAAUAAAUAAAAGGAAAAUAAAGACAUUA